CCCUGCUGAUUACGCUAUCGAUAAAGUCGCAAUUGGGAAAUUCUUGAUGUUUGGAGGGUGGGAUUCAGAACUUCACCAGGGAGCUCCACCCGAGGCCCUCAGAUUUCGAGCUCUGAAAACCGCAGACGUGCGAGGCCGUCGGACAACGCAGCAAGCCCGCGAACCUGGCAGCCUGGACACAGAUGCUUUGAGGGCGCCUAGCACAAUGGUGGCCAGCUCAUGAACCUCUCCAAACGAAUCGAAAGGUCGAUAUGCGGCACCAGGCUUCUGCACCGGCCAUCGCCAGGCCCACCACCUCGACCGGCCUGCUGCGCCAAAUUUGCGACGACGGGGGAGCAAGCACAGGCAAGCCCUUAUGCUGGGCCCUAUCGCCACCAUGCUGGACCGUUGUAUCUGCUCGGCAGCUGCUUCUCUCGAUUUGGAGCACUGCAGCUUCAGCACUCUUCCGCACUGUACACAACCUGCCCCGCGGGCUUCAGCGACGGCUUCUUCACCCCUCACACGGGCCAGCGAGGCGGCAGGCCGACUGCAUCCCUAGGCAAUGCGGCCUACACAGGCGCAAAGGGCACAGGAUAUCACACAGGGGAGGGAGAAUCCAAUCCGAUCGGGGUCCCCGACCAUGACAGGCAGCCCACAAAGGAGGAGCUUCUGGCCAUCGUGGGGCAGUACGACCCAAACGAGACCGUCGACGGGCAUCUUCAGUUCGUCAGGGACCCCUAUCUUCGAGGAUAUGCGCAACCCAAUGGCCCGGUGAUGGCGGACCCUCCGGUACCCGACGGUGCGCCUCGGCAUGCUGUAACCGAGUACAGAUUUUAUCCCAACAUCGAGGAGAGACGGAUCCUGAUGCGCCUGCGGGAAGCAGUGGAUUGGCGCUUGGGGAACCCUGUCCCGGAGGACGAAGCCAGUUCCGCGGCAGUGUAUGCAGAAUACACCCGGCUGGGUGAACCACAGCUUGCGCUUCAGAUUCGCAGCCUGCGUCACGACCUUCUCCGCUCGUUGAGCCAGGGGGUAAAGCGGAAUCACAAGAAUAUGCUUCGCUAUCUAUCUGUGGUUGGCACGGUGAAGAACUGUGGCUAUGCGCUGUCGCAGGGCCAGUGGAACGCCGCCAUGUCCUUUGCGAGCCGCUACGUAGGCUCGUCGAGCGAGACCGAGGUAGAGGCUGCCCUCGGCAUAUGGCGCGAGAUGGAGCACAUGGCAAGCAUCAAGGCCAACGGGGUCACGUUCAACAUCCUGUUCGACGUGUCCACCAAGGCCGGCAACUUCACCCUCGCCGAGAUGCUGUACCGGGAGAUGGAGAACCGCCGGAUCCCCUUCAACCGCUACCACAACGUCUCCCUCAUCUACUUCUUCGGCAUGAUGCUGAACGCGGACGGCGUCAGGGCCGCGUACCGCGAGAUGGUGGAGGCGGGCGAGGUGAUCGACAAGGUCGUGCUCAACUGCGUCAUCUCGGGCCUCCUCCGGUGCGGCGACGAGGCCGGGGCCGAGCGCGUGUACGAGAAGAUGAGGACGUGGCGCAGCAACAAGCGCUGGCGCCAACCCCAAGCCUACACGACGCACAAGGCCGUCACCAAGGCCUUCAUCAUGUUUGCGCGCGUCGCGCGCCAGCACCCGGAGCUGCGGGGCGGCUUCCAGGUCGCGGCCCCGAUGAUGCCGGACCUGCAGACGUACCGCAUCCUGAUGCGCCACUACGGCGUCCGCGUCGGCCGCAUCAGCGACGUGGCCCGCUACCUCGAGGACAUGAAGCACUUCCACGUCCCACUGCACGGGAGCAUCUUCCUGGCCCUCUUCAAGGCCUUUGCGCUGCACGGCUCCGCCAGCGUCGCCGACUGGGGCCCCGAGCGGCUCUUUGGCGUGUGGGAGGCGCUGCUCAGCGCCCUGGACAGCCAGAGCGAGGGCCUCUACGUCGACACCUGGCUCGUCGGCUGGGCUCUGCGAGCGUUUGCCAAGCUGGGCCAGCGUCGCAUGCUUCUCGACGUCUACGCCGAGCUCGGCGCGAGAUGGGACCUAGACGACGAGAAUAAAGAGUUUAUGGUGCAGUUUCUGCACCGCUUACUGCGAAAACACAAGAUACCCAUCCCACUCGAGGGUUCGCCCUCCUGGAGUCAAUGGAGUUCCGGCCGGUAAAGGGAAAAUGGGGUUGUAAAAUAUCGGCCACCCUCACAUAUACAAAUGUUCGUAAUCAUAUUUCAUGUAAAUAACAAACAGUAACAUAUCAUAUAGCAUGGAUCUGCUUAGAAGCGUG
Gaeumannomyces tritici R3-111a-1 is the source of this 2242-nucleotide messenger RNA. RefSeq lists its product as hypothetical. The record is from RefSeq and is a predicted model, not a curated record. The transcript has a single exon. Bases 220 to 2124 code for a protein of 634 amino acids. Gene Ontology annotation, molecular function: protein binding. NCBI's taxonomy places the organism in Eukaryota, Fungi, Ascomycota, Sordariomycetes, Magnaporthales, Magnaporthaceae.